Molecule: messenger RNA, 411 nt
Organism: Penaeus chinensis
Lineage: Eukaryota; Metazoa; Arthropoda; Malacostraca; Decapoda; Penaeidae
Exons: 1
Coding region: 1-411 (136 amino acids)
Source: RefSeq, a predicted model, not a curated record
AUGAUCACCGGCCAAAAGGCUAUAGUCGAAAACGAAAGCGUAAAGCUCCUCUGGGACAUGCGCAUUCAAACUGAUAGGGAACUGGCCCACAAUAAGCCAGAUAUCAUCGUCUUCAACAAGGAUAAACGAACAUGUCUCAUUAUCGAUGUCACCUGCCCAUUCGACCACAGGGUCCCCGAGGGAGAAAGAGAAAAGAUUGACCGCUAUGAUGAACUUAAAUGGGAACUUAAGAGAAUACAGAAUUGUAGAGAAAUAAAGAUAGUUCCCAUUGUUAUCGGGGCUUUUGGCACUAUCUCUAGAAGAUUUCAUUCAUGGCUUACACAAAUCAGCCAAGAUCUGCACUUUGAUCUCUUGCAAAAAGCUUGCCUAUUAGGAACUGCAAGAAUUCUGCGUCACGUUCUUAACAUCUAA